Messenger RNA from Dermacentor andersoni, 1827 nucleotides. NCBI's taxonomy places the organism in Eukaryota, Metazoa, Arthropoda, Arachnida, Ixodida, Ixodidae. The record is from RefSeq and is a predicted model, not a curated record.
GUGACAUUGCUGUCGCACACGGUAGUGGUCUUGCAGUACUUCAGCAAAUACCGGGGCAUAGCAGUAGGUCUCCUGCUAACAUCAGGUCCCAUCAGCGCCCUUUUAUUUCCUGCGGUGAUGUCUGCCCUGACUGUUGCGUAUGGGUUCCGCGGAGCCUUGACUGUCUUCAGUGCUAUCAUCAUGAAUAUAUUCGCGUUCAGAGUAAUGCUGAAAGAGCCGCUUUGGCUUAGCUCUGCAGGAGAAAGGACACAAAGACAUGUUCAACGCAGAAGGCAGGUGUUGAAGACAACCAAACAGCUAACUGAGUGUGACGUUUCACUUCUCACGAAAGCGGACGAACCGGCUGGCACCGCCUUUUCGAUACAAAAGCUGCUUCACGAGGCUCACAGACGCAGCAUAUCGAACUUAGAAGCGGAAACGGUGGACACUGAAGAAGAUGUUUCCAAAACAGAAAUAUGUUUUACGGAACACGACAUCUUGAGUCCCAUGAAAGACGCCUGCUCUAAACACAGCGAAGAAUUUAUGUUCGCUUUCCAAGGCUUUAAAAAGAGUUGCGUAACCAAAGUGGAUCGGAGCGAGUCCUUGCUAUCAGAUAAACAAGACGCUCAGGCUAGACUUCUUUUAGGCCCUACGAAUUCAUUAACUAGUCCCGAUGCGCAUCUUGACGAGCUGUCUCAGGAUAAUACAACGGAAAAACAAUCACCUCAAGUUUGUCUGGCAUACAGGAAAAUUGACAAGGACGUGACAACAAUGGCUCGCGAAUAUGCAGGCGGUAAACCUGCCGCUUCGAAGGCCAUAGUUUCGACAAUCUCGCGACAACUGCUACUUAGGGCUCUUCGGAGCAUCGUUCCAACCACGUCGUCAACAGCGAGCUUCAUUGCAGCCGUCUUAGCUUCAAUGCUUCUGGACUACGUGAACUCAGUGCACCUUUUCACAAUGGUGGACUACGCGCGUGACAAGGGCGUCUCCCAUACGCAUGCUUCAAUGGCCCUCACAUACGCAGCAGCACCGGAGAUCUUUGGGCGUCUGCUUUUACCUUACAUCGCGGAUAUCGGUUGGGUGAGCAGACCAUCUUUAGCCUGUGCAUGUACGAUAGCAGCCGGGAUAGUGUUCGGAGUCACUCCAGAGACACAGCAAGUAAUGCACCUCGUCGUUCGGGCGCUAUCAUCGGUGUUAAUGGCGGUACUUUUGACAAUGAGGCAAGUGCUGGUAGCUGACUACAUGGGACCCGAAGCCAUCAAUCUGGUCUCAGGAGUGUCGGGCUCGCUUCUUGUUCCAGUACUGUUGUGCAACCCGAUGAUAUUUGGUGCAACACAUGUCUACACAGACCAUCACUAUCGGAAACUGUACAGACGACAGAUAUAGAUAAUUCGAGCGUUAUUUCCGGGACAGAAUGGGCACCUAUGACAACCUCUACCGCAUCGUGGCCGGAAUUAUUUGCGGCGCUGGACUUGUUCUUUUUGUCUAUUUAUUUCGCUCAAACAGGUCGAAAAGGACAACCAUAAAAAGCAGUACAGGUGCAUUGUGAUGCUACAAACAGUGCAACUAGAAAUUAUUGGGAGCUAUAUACUGCUACCGUAUCGAGAUGUCGCAUAGAGUGAAAACGCCAUAUGCGUUACAGUAAUAUCAGAUGUCACAGUGCUCAAGACAUGCAAAAAAUCGCAUGCAUAUUGCCACUGAUCGUAGCAACUUCUGCUGUUAUUCUUAUUGCUAACACCUGUACUUCAGCCAAAGAAAUGCUUCAGAGUCAGCUGGUUUCUGGAUACGUCACUUUCUGUAUUGUUAAUCCGGUGCCAUUCACCACCAAAAUAGAGGACUGUUUAGUGA